ACGACCUUGCGCGUAGGAGCCACUCAAAAGUGUUUGCUGAACUUAAUACUAAGAGACAGUGUGCUCUCAUGGGGAAAAAAAAAAAAAAAAUCCCGAACACGCCUCUCUGCCAUUUCUGCGGUGCCUCCCCCGGGCCGCGCGGUGGCGCUGUGGUUCCGCAGAGGCCGGGUGAUGCGGGGCGCGCCAGGGCUCGCGGGCUUCCGGGGACCCUCAGAGCGGCGGCAGCGACGCGCGGGGCAGCGGCGGCUCUCCCACCUGUCACCCUGGCCCUUCUCUGCUUGGACGGCGUCUUCCUCUCCUCCGCCGAGAAUGACUUUGUGCACCGUAUCCAGGAGGAACUGGACCGCUUUCUGCUGCAGAAGCAGCUGUCAAAGGUGCUUCUUUUCCCCCCACUCUCCAGUCGCCUGCGGUACCUGAUCCACAGGACAGCAGAGAAUUUUGAUCUUCUGAGCAGCUUCUCCGUUGGGGAGGGCUGGAGGAGAAGGACAGUCAUCUGUCACUUGGAUAUCAGGUUACCCAGUUCAGAUGGACUCUCUGGCCCCGGCCACCCUCCUGCCUCCCAGCUUAGCAAGUACCGAGGUCCCCGGCCCACCUCAAACCAAGGAGCACCUGUGGGUCCUCGAGGGGCGCGGGCUGGCCGGUGGCAUCGUGGACGCAAACCGGACCAGGCUUUGUAUGUGCCCCGAGUGCUGCGCAGGCAAGAGAAAGGGGUACCACCCUCAACCCUAGGGCUCAAGGGAGACCCUCCAGCUGGCGGGCCCCCAGAAGAACCUGGAAAUGUUGGUGCUGGGGACGUCAGCUCUGAGCAGGACCUCCCUGUGUUGAUGACUCAGGCACCUGAGGACCCAGAGGGCCCAGACCAACACUGUGACAAUGAGCAGCUACCGGACCCACUUGGCGUUGAGUCCCCAAGGCCCGAGAGCCACUCAGGGAUGGGAGAUGGGUUGGAGAUGGCCACACGGCUGGGGUCCAGUCUGCGGCUGGACUUGGAAGAGGGGAACGGGAAUGAGGUGGAGAAGAGCCUGGCGGCAGAGGAGGAAGAGGAAGAGGCAGAAGAGGAGGGACCUGGCAGCUGCUCCUGGGACGAUUACAGUGAGCUGCUACAGGAGAUAACAGACAACCUUACGGAGAAGGACAUUCAGGUAGAAAAGAUCCAUGUGGACACGUCCUCCUUUGUGGAGGACCUGCCCGGAGAGAAGGAUUUUGCCCAUGUGGUGGAGAUCUACGACUUUGAGCCAACACUCAAGACUGAGGACCUGCUGGCCGCGUUUUCUGAGUUCCAAGAGAAGGGGCUCAAGAUUCAGUGGGUAGAUGACACACACGCGCUCGGUGUCUUUCCCUGCCUGGCCUCAGCCGCUGAAGCCCUGACCAAGGAUUUUUCUGUGCUCAAGAUCCGGCCCCUCACUCAGGGAACCAAGCAGUCAAAGCUGAAAGCCUUGCAGAGGCCAAAGCUCCUGCGUCUGGCGAAGGCAAGACCACAGACAAAUACAACGGUGGCCAGGAGGCUGGUGGCCCGGGCACUGGGGCUCCAACACAGGAAGAAAGAGCGGCCUGCCGUUGAGUCUCCUACCUCCCUGAGGCCCUGAGCGGCCCAGCAAGCCUGGAUUGGCACCCGCAGAACUGGGCUGGUGCCCCAACACCACAAGCCUUUACAGACACCAGAAUAGCCCUGUGCAGUUUGUUAGGGUGUCCCUGUGGGGCUGGGUGGGCUUUCGUUUGGUCUAGUUACAGAAGUUAAGAAAAAAAUAAAAGCUUGAACAUUGCUUCAAAA
Messenger RNA from Lontra canadensis (Northern American river otter), 1771 nucleotides. RefSeq names its product R3H domain and coiled-coil containing 1 (gene R3HCC1). Gene Ontology annotation, molecular function: nucleic acid binding. The record is from RefSeq and is a predicted model, not a curated record. The coding region runs from base 69 to 1586 and encodes 505 amino acids. Lineage: Eukaryota; Metazoa; Chordata; Mammalia; Carnivora; Mustelidae. The transcript has 8 exons.